AUGACCCGCGCUUCAAAGUCCUAUCGCUCCACAACUCCCAAGGAGACUAGGGAGACCAAGGCGGAGAAGGCAAAGAGAUUGGAGAACUAUCGCGUCGCCAAAGCUCAAGCCAAGAAGUUUGUGAUCCCCGGAAUAAUUGCAAUCAUCGCCUCACUCUUCUUUCUCUUCGUCUCCAUGUACGGUUUCAAGGGCACAAAAAUGGACAACAUCGUCGCCCGUGGCCGUUCAGGAUCCGAUCAGCUCUUUGAACAAGCGAUAAAGAAUCUCGAGAAUAGUUUUGGUGGGAUGAAGGACCCCCAGGAGGCGACUAGGGAGGAAUUGAAGGCCCAGAUCUUUAAAGCCUUGAAGCAAGGGGAUGACAAGUGGGACCAGGAGCAUCCGGAGAGUGCUGAGAAGGAUUAUGAAUCUGCUGUUGUUGGUGGUGCGAAGGAGGAGGUUGUUUUGGAGUAG
Molecule: messenger RNA, 450 nt
Organism: Linnemannia hyalina
Lineage: Eukaryota; Fungi; Mortierellomycota; Mortierellomycetes; Mortierellales; Mortierellaceae
Source: the annotation of a GenBank genome assembly